Molecule: messenger RNA, 6077 nt
Organism: Octopus bimaculoides (California two-spot octopus)
Lineage: Eukaryota; Metazoa; Mollusca; Cephalopoda; Octopoda; Octopodidae
Biological process (GO): lipid transport
Molecular function (GO): lipid carrier activity
Source: RefSeq, a predicted model, not a curated record
UUUUCUAGAAACAAAAUGAAAGCUGUUAUUUUUUUUUUCUUCCCUCAGCAGGCAUCCUCAGCAAUUGCAGAACGCAUCCAACUAUUUCCUGAGAGUCGUAUGACUAAAUAUGACUACAAUGUCGAAGUUAAACUUUCAGUCAACAAAAUCGACUUUUGGACCGCUGCUAAACUUAAUUCCUUGCUUGAGGUCCACAACCGAUCUGGGAUUUUGACCACUGUGGUAAAAGACUUACAUAUCAACAUGUUCCAUGACAGAAUCCUCUCACAACGAAGCAGGGAUGAGCCUAUCAUGCCUAUGUUGUAUUAUCCUUUGAGCGGUAAACUUAUUGAUGUGAUCCGGGAGGAGAUGCAGAGGCCAACAUCAUUCAAAUUGAAUGCUGGCCAUAAUGAAAACAUCACCUUUGCUGGAGAACAUUUUAUCGCCAAAAAUAUGAAGAGAGGUUUGAUUCAAGUGUUGCAAGUCCCUGAAACCAUUCACACCAUCUUCACUGCAGGCCAAACUGAAACACGCUAUGAGGCCAGUGUGUUGGGUUUCUGUGAGACAACUUACAUCUAUUCACCCUGCAAUACUUCUACACUAUGUCAAGAAGUCGUUAAGAGGAUCAACUUGAAGAAAUGUAUUGGUACUCCACUGAAGAAAAACACUGAAUUGAAACCACUUCUUGAGAAAAUCAGGAAUGACACCAAGAAUGAUGUGGUUACAGUGAAGUAUAUGACUUAUAAGAAGCAAAAUGAAACAAUCAUUGAACGUGCCUCUGUUUACAGUAUUCUCUAUGAUACCCCAACAAUGAAACGUGAUGGCCAAAUCAGUGUCCAGUUUAUCCAAUCCUUACUUCGUCGUUCCUCUGAGAUUUCUAGCAGACCAGCACCUAAUAACCUAACAGCAUCGACAGGAGUUGAGUUGAUUGCUGAAGUACCAUUAAGAUGUGAAAACAUGCUCCCAACAGCUCAAUAUGUUAAACAUGUUGAUGAUCUGAUUAGAGCCUACAGGGAAAGCAAUUCAAGUCUUGCUUACAUCAUUUAUGAAAUCAAGAACCUUCUGAAAUGUGCUGAUCAGGAGAAAUUGGAUGAAUUGAUAAAAAAAUAUGCAAAUGAUCGUCAGAACUUGCUGCUAUUGUGGGACAUCAUCCCAGCUGUUGACAGUGAAGUUAUCAGAAAAGUCUUGAAGAUAGUUAAUGUUGAUGUACUUGAACAGAAACCUUUACUUCUAACCUGGUAUGCUGAACAUCAAACUUUCGAUAAAGAAACAUUCAACAUUAUGAAGCAACUGGCAACCGAGAUUCCUGCUGAGAAAAAAACUCUGAAAACCUCUGCCUAUCUGGCCCUCAGUAGCUAUGCUCAUAAAUGUAUUAAGAUAUGUAAAAAGCUGAGGCUGAAAUACAAACAUGAGAGUGGCUUAUUGAAUUCUACUGUUGCUGAGUUCCCACAUGUACCACAUGGAGUUGAAAUACUUCUGAAGCAAAUCAAAGAGGAAAUCAGACAACACAAUGAAACUAGGAAAGAAAUGCUGUCUUAUUUCUUAGGCUUGCUGGAAACUUCUCAAGACAAAGUACUUCCUUUGAAACUUUUGAGAAACUUUGGAGAUCCAGAAAGCUUACCAAUACUUAUUGAUAUCAUCAAAAGUGAAAAACCUAUGAUGCUCCGUAGCUUGGCUGUUGAUGUUCUGUUAAGAAUGCCUUUGGAUACCUUGGUUCAAGAUAAAAACUCUGAAUUGAUUCGUUUGUACAUGAGUGUCCAAACCCCUGAACUUCUCCGUGUAAGAUUGUUAAAAGCUUUGAUUGCAAACUCUUUGAAUGACGAUAUCUGGCAAUUAUUAGUUUCUUCAAUCCGUUAUGAACCAAACUGCUAUGUUGCUAAAUGGGCUCAUAAUUACAUCAGACAACUGGCUGAAUCUGAAUACAAACCCAUCAAAUUGUGGACUCUGAAGGCACGCAAAGCUAUGGCUGUUUGGCCAGUUUGGUCUUCUCCAUGCUUUGAGAGCCAGAAAGGUGUGAUGGAUAUCUAUGAACUGGUAAAAGAACGAGUACUGUAUCCCAUCCAUAUCUCCAAAUACUUGGAAUCUAUCCAGGAAAGCAUAGCUGUUGAUAUCCAACUCCUUCCAGUAGACCAUUCCAUAUACAGCCUCAUCUUGAGAGGUAGAAUCGCUUCAAAAUUGACCUACCAUGAUUAUGAAAUUCAACUUGAACUCUCCACUGAAGCUCUUAAACAAAUUCAACUUGAACUCUCCACUGAAUCUCUUAAACAAGCUUUGAAACAAACAACAUUGUUGCUGUUGAAGGAUGUUGGAAUUGUCUUCUCCUUGGACAAAGAGUCUGUACAAAGCUGGAGAAAGUUACAGGACUUGGUUGAAGUUAUUGUUUCAUCUGCAGAAGAAAAGGUUCCCACCUUCGUUGGUGCUCUUUUACAUGCAGAACAAUCUCAGGUCUACAUCCCUAAACUGCAGCACAUUGUCGAAGGAAAUAACUUAGUGUUGAUGAACCCAAGGUGGUUCUCUUACUGGGAAUCCAGAGCUUACCUGGAUGGUGAAUACAUGAAACCAGGAGUUGGACUUUAUGAAGAAACUAUAUUAUCUUUACCAGGAACCUUGAAGAUCAACAAGGAAGACAAAUCUGUUGCUUUAAUUCUGGAGAAGGGCAAAACACCAACCUUGGAUGUCUACAAGAGUUUCUACAACUUUGUUGAAUUUGAACCCAUGCAGAAGUUGGUGGAAGGUUUUAUUCCAAGACUGAUUGAGGAUGACUUUGUACAACCAGACUCAAGAAUCCUUGCAUAUGCCCUGGCCCUUGGUCCAGUAAACAUUGGUGGACUCAUCCCAGAAUCCUGGAAACAACCCCUCAGUGCAAUCAUUUCUUUGAUCUAUGGUGUCCAUCAUCAGCGAGUGUUUGCUGAGUCUUCAGAUGUUAAGAAACUCGUCAAAGCUGCUGUCAGUAUGAAACCUUGUACAAGUCCGAUGACUGGAAGAAUUGUAUCCUUGGUUCUUUUGGCUGAAGAUGGAACAAAAUAUGUUGAUGUAAGGGGAGGAGUUUGUUAUUUGGUUGAGAAAACUCAAUUGAAGGCUGAAUUACUUGCAGAAUUAGUCCCAAAAGAUUCUGAAAAGAAACAAGUGAAAGCUGUCGUAAAAGUGCCAUUGAGGGAUCCUUCUCCAGUAAAAUGUCUUUGGGAUAGAGAAUACCAGGAACAAGUUAAAGAACAAUUAGCAAAUGUUUCAAGACAGAACAUAAAAAUGCUUCCUUAUCUGGUGCCACAUUGGCAGGCAAGGAUGGCUGAUGAAUUGAAUGUCUUUACUCAAUAUAGCGCUUCAAAACAAGAUCCCAAAGUUACUUUGCUUGAUCCAGUUACAGACACACAAUUAGAGUUAUGGCAAUUGGAAGUUCUUGAAAAAGUUGAAGACCAGAGACUAUCAAUUUCAUCUUUGAAUGUAAGGAAAAAUUUCACCAAACUUGUCACUGAGGUCUUAGAGUUGAAUGUAAAAGUGAUCAAAUACAUUAAUGAAUCUCUAAAACUGACUUCCCAGGAUGUCUUGCAGACAGUGAAAUAUUUCCAUCAACGCAAUGUAAUAAUUGCCUGUCAGACAAGAAUAUCAAAACAUGUUGAAGAAAUGUUCAAGGUUAUUUCAGUAACCAUAAAUACCUCAGAAUCUUCACAAAGGCAAGUUCUCAAGAAACAACUGGUAAUUCUGCAACGCAUCUUUGUCGAGAAAGUUAAGCAACACAUACAAACAGUUAGUCCAGUUAUUCUGAAAAAACUUCCUGUUGAACGCCAAGUACUCUAUAGAAAUGCAUUGCUUAUUGAAAAAUUGUAUCUGGAAAUGACUCCAUCUAACAUCAAUGAAACUAGUAGGAAUAUCUCUCUAAGAUUAGAUCUGCUCCUGAAGGAAUUGCCAAAACUCUUUGACUUUGACACAGAAGAAACAGAACUCUUACUUCUUGAAAUUUAUCGCCUCAGAUUUUAUCCAACCAUAAUUCUAAAUGAAACUCAGCGCUCAGUUGGUUGCAAGUUCCAGAAGAUACUGUUGAAAUCUUGGCAUCUCCAACAAGAUGUUGUUGUCUAUGAAAAACUAUUGUCUGAAAUAAGAUACUACAACAUGACAUGUGGUAAGUUGAGUGCAAGCUGUUUCUCACUUAAUCUCAAGUAUAUGGUACUCCGUCUUCUGCAUGAUUUCAUGGAAUACAAGAGAGCCAGUUGGGAAAACAUAAUUGAAGAAAAACCAGAAAGAAUACUUUCUGCUUUCCAACAACUCUAUCAAACUUUGGACAUUGGUGUUAAAUUAGUUGAAAUGAAAGAACCAAACCUUCAGAGUUUAUCUGAAGAUGGAGGACUCCCACUGUACAUUGAAUUGAACGAAUUUUUGGUGAAACUUCAACAGAUUUCCCUUUAUCUUUUGAAUGAACCUUCAAGUGACUGGCAUGCAAUUGUCUCUCAGAAUACUGACAUAAAAAAGAAACAGCUGAAGAAAUCUAUUGUUGAAUUGUUUGAAAGAGUUCAAAGAAUUUCCAGAGUCGAAUCUAGCAAAAUUCUCAAACCCCGUUUACAUUCCAAGUCAAAAGCAUGUGACAUUCCAAAGAGUAUUGAAGUUGAAAUUGUAUUUGAACUUAAUGAAAAACCAUUGGUAACUGUGAAGGCAAACUUCCAGAAAACACCAGAACAACUGAAGAAAGAAGCCGAUAUUGGAUUAUUCUACUUCAUACAUGAAGAAAGAUUAAGUCGUCCUUAUCCUAAUAUAACCAAAGAUCUAAUCCGAAGCCUUAACAGUUACAAAUCUGUUCAGGUCAUCGUUGACUGGCAAAAUAAACCUUUACCUCAACCUGUGGUAACUGUUCUUGGACACGUCAGAGAUUGGAUUAAAUACUUACUUCGUGAUUACCUUGUCAUCAAGACUGUCCCUGAAUCACAGAUCAAUAAAAUUGAAAUUAUUGUCCAACAAAUGAUGAAGAGUAAAAUGGUUAACGUACAUCUACAUGCUGGAUCAAAGAUUUACCUAAUCACAUCUAUUCCUGUACCAAUUGAUAUCCUAAUCACUCGACCUUCCUAUGAAUCUGUCAUAUUAGGACUACAGAAAGUAAAAAAUGUUGACCUCAAGUCAUUAGUUCCAGGAACCACCGAAAGAACUAUUACAACGACCACAUCUAAACCAGUUCAAGAGAGAGAAAGUGAAGUUCCAAAGACAAAAGAAACUAAUAAACCAGUUGUUAAUAGCAGACAUGCUCGUGCUGCAGAACGUAGCAGUCAACCAACAAGCACUACUCCAUCUAUAACUACAGAGACACUUCUGUCUGAUAUACUGAAAAGAACAACAACACCCGAAACCAUUGUCUCAACCAGAGAACAUGAACUUCAAGAAAGGAGAGAAACAGUUGCCCCCGGGUUGAGAAUCACUGUACCAAUAACACGGCACGUUGACUUGAAGAAAAACCUUAAGGAAGAUACUCAGAGACGUGUGCAAAGCACUACUCCAGUGACAAAGCCAUCUGAGUUACAUAGAAUCCUUAAAGCUCAAGGCGAAGAAACUACAACACACAAUCCAACUGUCACUCCAAUGACAUUUGCUGUCAAAGAAAGAAGACAAACAGAACCUGCUAAUCAGGAAUUGUCUCUUGGAGAAACACACUCUACGACACCCUCAGUCGAGAAAACCACCACCUUGAAGCCUGCAACUUUAAGAGAAGCAGGCAAAACUACAUCGCACACUACUGAAUCUCCAAGACAACAACGCACUCGACUUGGAAAGGUUGUCACAACGCCUCGUUAUGAGUUUCAGUAGAAAACUGAACCCUAGCUGACCGAAAAAGCUGAUACCACCAGAAUUAUGGAUCCAAUUUCUUGUACACCUAAGCAAUUGGUUGCAUAAAUGAGAGUCAAAAAUAAAUUUAUUUUCAAUGUUUGAAUCUUAAACUGGUUGCAUCAGCUUUUUUUUAGCAACUAGAAUAUUAUUAAAAUAAAUGGUUUUAUAAUUAAAAUAAAAUAGUUUCUUUCAAUCAUUUCUGACAUAAAUGUUUAAUUGAAACGAAAAUUAUAAAACAUGUAUCCUAUGAAAUAAAAAAAAUUACAAUUAAAAAAGAUAAACAAAACAAAUAA